CUUCCUCAUCCUCGUUGUGUUUGUGUGCGCGAAACGCAAACAAAAACAACAAAGAAGACAACAACAACAACAACAAAGACGAACAGAAGCAGAAGGCUGAACACAACGCAACCACAAGCACACAACACAACACCUCCUACCUCAGCUGCCUUGCACUGCUUUGUCUUAUCUUUGCUUCUCCUUGCCUGCGACCCUUCUCCCGAGCUAGGCCUGUUUCUCGUUUGCAGCGCUUGUUGCUUCCACCGGCCCGCCAUGCAAGAGGUGUUGGAGGUUGUGGAGGCGAUUCUGGCUCGUCCAAACGACGAGCUCACGCAACAGUGGAACGAGUUCCAGAAUAGCGAUGCGGCGUGGUCCACGCUGCUUGACGUGAUCCAGUCCCCCUCAGCUUCGCAACCGGUGCGCCUGUUUGCGUGCACGACCUUUCGACACAAGUGCACGGACGGCAGCUUGCUCGCCCUGCAGCCGGAGGCGCUGCACGAGCUUUACCAGCGGCUUGUGGCAUGCAUUGGGAUGGACGCCAUUGGCAAGGCCGAGGCCCGGUCCCUGUGCAUUGCCGUCGGCGCCGUGCUGGCGCGAGAACCGCAACUGCUGGAAGCUGCGCUCGAGGGCCAGGGCGUCUUCAACGACCUUCCCACCAACCUCGCCUUUGAUGCCCUGGCCAGCGUCCCGGAGAUGAUCCAGCCAUCCUCGUUCACAACACAGCAGGAACACCAGCGACGCAUACACGCCUCCGUCAACCGCGUGCUCUCGCUCACCACCCAGGCACUUGAGCAGGGCCUGUCUACCACGGACGGCGUCGCCGUGUGCAGAACCAUCACGGCGUGGUGCUCCGGUGACGUGGCCGCAUCAGUCACCCCACAGACCACCGCCACCCUCCUCCCCUGCCUAUGGCCCGUGCUCCUUGCCGACACCCCAGAGGCGGUCGUUGCCGCUGCCGACGCGUUCACCGCGCUGCUGGAGAACGUGCGAAUCAGCGAACACGAGGAGUGCGUGCAGUUCCUGGCUGCGCGCGUGUGCGACGCAGCAGAGCCCGCUGCACAGCACGUGCAAGCGCUGUACGCGUCCGCAUAUGAGCACGGUAUCGGUGGCGACGAUGGCGACUCGGCAUACACGGCGCUAUUGCGGUUUGCUGCCGUGUGGGCAACGAGCAUGGCCCUUGUUCUGCCUCGCCUCCUCGUGCAAGGCAACACAGACACGGUCGGUGCUGCGGUGAUGACGCUGUGCGCGCUGCUCAACCACCCGCUUCUUCCCGUGGCGGAGGUCGCCCUUGUCGGCUUUGCGUCACUGCCGGAACUGGACGGUUCUGCCGACGCGACUGUUCCGCUCAUGCGCGAAAUCCUCAACAGCAUCUGCGACAGGUGCUGCUUCAUUGAGGACGACGGCACGCGGCGCGAGUGGGAGGAGGUCGCGCAGGACUUCAACCGUGUUAGGAGAGCAGCCAGGGAUGCAAUUGCGGACAUUGCCUUGUCGUUGCACGAUCCGAUCUGGCCGCUGGCGGAGGAACUCAUGUCCACCCGCCUCUCAUCUGACUCACCACAACGCGUCGAAGUCGCCCUCUUCCUCAUCGAGGCAGUCUGCUCAACGGUGCCAGCCCCGCAGCAGAGCGUCUCGUCACAACUCGGCGACACGUUGGCGCAGGUCGCCAGCCUCUGUUUCUUGCAGCUCGCGCCGGAUACCCGCGUGGAGCUUGCGCGGCUGCGGCUGCUGAAUGCGCUGAUCCCACACGUCGUCUCCAACCCGAAUCUCAUCCAGCCCGCGUUUGCACUCUGCAUCGAGCGCGCACAGCUGCCGGAACUUGCACAGGAGGCGGGACGGGUGAUGGCAGCGGUGAUGGCGAAAUUACGGCGAAAUCUCACGGGUGUCGACAUCUCAUCACUUGCGAGUGCGCUCGUGUCAGCUGCCGUCCACACAGAUGCUGAGGAGGUCAUUGAAGCCGCAACGCGUCUGCUCGUCGCCCAUGUCACGUCCACGGGCGCUUACGCAGAUGCGCUGUCAUCGUUGACGUCGGGAUUACUGGACCGCCUGUCCACAAUCCUCACUGCUCCAGAUCUCAACGUGAUUGCACUGUGCACGUCCUUGGAUCUUCUUGGCAUUCACGUCCGCUUCUGUGACGCCAUGAGGACGAGCGAGGAAACCCAUCCCGUCGCGGUUGUACUGGAACAGCUGUCCUCUCAAGCUGAUCAGAUUGUUGCAUUUGUGCCACGCGGCGACGACUAUCCUGUCCCUGGAGAAGCGCUGUGUCGGCUGACAAUGAAGGCGAUCAAAGCAAAUCCACUUGUCUGCGUUAUGCAAGGCGCAGCCGUGUUUCACAUCGUCACAGAGAGUAUGAAACACCACACAAAGGCGAGCAUGGAUGUGCUGUGCGCGCUCGUUGAGGUCUCGAGCAUGCUGCCGGACGAGCAACAGCAACAGCUGCAUUCGCUCAUCAAGAACACAAUCGCCAUCUUCUCCGAGCAAUUUCCUGAAGACCCUGCGGUUGCGUGUGCGUUGCUGAAUCUCUGCUUCCGGUCGCUCGUCUUCCAACCAACACUCGUGCUGUCAACGCGCGAUGAAUCAGCCACCUUCUUUCAGUUUGCGCUCAGGGCCCUGCAGGCAGACGAUGUCAACACAAUGUGCAUUGCCGUGCAAAUAUUCAUGUUCACGCUGCGCCAACUCAACACACUGGAGCAAGUGCGCGAGUGGUUGCAGCACAGCGGGAUGCAGCUUGUGGAGACAGUUCUGGACCAGGUUGUUGCGCGGCACGACGCCGACCUGUGCAGGCGACUUGGCGCCAUUCUCGCUGCCCUUGUGGCGAUUGAGGCAGAUGUGGUGCAGUCACUACCAACGGUGCUUGCGCAGGCGCUUGAGAGGCAGGGCAUGGGCGCAAGGCUGCAGGAGGCCGAGGAGCCGCUCGCUCCACUGCUUGAUCCUGCAAAGGCCGGGGCCGUGACUGCGGAUGACGUGACGCAGGCCCUGCUUGCCAUCGCAGCCAUCUGCAAUCGGCGAUGAUGAUGAUGAUGCUCAAGCAUUUGUUGCUGGGUGCACGCACUUGGGUGCAUGCACACGUGUGCAUGUGGACGUGCGUGUGUGUGAAUGUGUGUUUGAUAGCAACUCCUCCCCCCGCCCCCCCUCUCUGUUUGACACUGCCAGCGUUUCCUUCCUCCCCUCCCUCCUUCCAUUCUCUUCCAUUCUCUUCAGCUCUUUGCUCUAGGCUGGGCGUACUCCCGCUUCGUUUGUCUUCUUGUACAUACAUGCAGACACCCUCUCGC
Messenger RNA from Salpingoeca rosetta, 3248 nucleotides. RefSeq lists its product as uncharacterized. Gene Ontology annotation, cellular component: cytoplasm; nuclear membrane. The transcript is spliced from 16 exons. The coding region runs from base 253 to 2988 and encodes 911 amino acids. The record is from RefSeq and is a predicted model, not a curated record. Gene Ontology annotation, biological process: protein import into nucleus. NCBI's taxonomy places the organism in Eukaryota, Choanoflagellata, Craspedida, Salpingoecidae.